CGCCAUUUUGUUACGUUUUAUUUCUAAACGCAUCCCCCACCAUAUUGAAAACAACCGAAGGUCGACGCUGAUCUCGAUCGCGACGAAGUGUUCUUUGGUUAGGUUAUUAGCUACGUUUUUAACGUCUUCUACCGUAACAUGAUUUCAGUAAUUAAAUAAAAAGUUUAAAAGCUGAAUAAAAUGGAUGUUGGUGGUGAUUUAACUCUACAAUGGGUGGAAGAAGUAGGAAAUGUAGAACUCCACGAGGAAGUAAUAUGCGAUCUAGAAGCACAAUUGGUUGCUACAGAAGAAGAGGUCAUUGGUGCUUGCGAGGAAGUGGCAGUAGAAGAAACUGUCGAAUCUGUCCCUGAUGUAGCAUCUACAACAGAGUCUGAAAUAUUAAUGGUACCUCAGUCUAGCGAUAUGGAGUCUAUUUAUAUUGUGCCACAAGAUCAAGGUCAUGACUAUUUGAACAUACAAGUCACAGAAGAAGUAAUAGCUGAUAAUUGGAAUAGACAAGGCCCAGAUGACGGAGUCGAGAUUCCAGAAGCAAAGGUAACACAUGACAAUUUGCUGGAAUAUGAUGACAUGGAGAUACCACUGCCAAUCAAUCAGGACUCGAAUAUCAACAUCCGACCAUAUCCGUGCGACUUCUGUAGCCGUAGAUUCCGGAAGAAAGCAAAUCUAAUGAACCACAUGGUGGCGCAUCAAACGGACCGUCCACAUAGCUGUAAUUUAUGUGGAGCACGAUAUGUACGCAAAUGUGAUUUAAAUAAUCACCUGAAGAUCCAUGCGUAUGCCCCAUCGUCGCGGGACAGUUUGGAGGACGAGAUAAAUGACGAGGACUCCUUGGUACCAGAGGAGGAGGAUAUGACAACAACUGUCAAAGGCAGACGUAAAAAAGUACAAUCAAGUGUGCCACGCAAGCGAAAAGGCAAUAACGUAGGUUUGCCAAAACGACACAACAUUGAGGAUGCUAGUAGAGUCAAGAUGGAGAUGGGCAACAAUUACGCAUCCAGUUCAAGGUGGCAUGAGGAGAUGUCUGUCACCAGCGAGCAGCAGCCGCCGAGAUGGCCAGUCACUGAUCCUACUAAACCCUAUGUUUGCCAGUUUUGUGGCGUUGGUUUUGCAAGAGAGAAGGCGUUGGCUUCACAUGCGCGUGUUCACGGCGGUGAUAGUCCAUUUGAAUGCACCUCUUGUGGCGAAAUGUUUUGGGAUAUUAACAGCCUGCAAGAACACUUUCGCGUCAAACAUGGUGGCACUAUACCGCAAUCUGAUACGGAAGAAUACGACAAUGAUACCGCUUACACGAGCGAGGAAAGAUUUGGCGAGUUUUAUUGUAACACCUGCGCUGCACCAUUUCAUCGUCUGGAUUUACUUAAGCGACAUCAAAAAACUCAUAUUAAGCAAGAAAUGGAUACAAUAGAGAGUUCCAGUCAACAUCACGUAUGUAAUGUUUGCGGUGAAUGGUUCGAAGAGGCAUUGGCACUGUUAGCACAUGCAGAACUUCAUGCUAGAUCUCCUAGUCGUCGUUGUUUACUGUGUGGAGCGAGAUGUCGUGACGAUGCUGACGUAGCAGAACAUGUACGACAAUAUCACGCUGAGGAUGCGCCACCGAAUACGUGCACACUCUGUGGAAAGACAUGCAAAGAUAAGCGUAGCUUAUUGAAGCAUUCAUGGGUCCACAAUGUUGAUAAAACCUUCGGUUGUACCAAAUGCGGAAAACGCUUUCAUAGCAAAGCCAGAUUGCGAAGACACAUGGUAUCACACCGUAAUAAAAUGGUAGCUUGUGAUGAAUGCGGUGAAGAGUUUCCAGACGGACGAGCUCUCGUGAGCCAUCGUCAUUCGCAUAAUAAGGAUCUGGGUGGCCGUUCCUUCCCGUGCCGUGAAUGCGGCAAGACCUUCGGCAGCCGCAGCUCACAACAGAUUCAUAUACGUAUUCAUACAGGCGAAAGACCAUAUGGUUGUCGGUUUUGUUGGAAGGCAUUUGCCGAUGGUGGCACUUUGAGAAAGCACGAACGUAUUCACACUGGCGAGAAGCCCUACGGUUGCGCCAUUUGUCCUCGAGCUUUUAAUCAGAGAGUGGUCCUUAGAGAGCAUGUGCGCGCUCAUCAUUCUGGACCAGAUCCUAAAUGCGUAGGUAGCGCGACGCCAUUUUUAUGUAAGGUAUGCGGUGAAGCAUACGGCACCUCUGAGGAAAUAGUAGCUCAUAUUGUGCAGCAUUGCGAUGACAACACAGCGUUAAGGCGUCAGCCGCAAACCGGGCCACGCAAGUAUAAAAGAAGACGCAAGCUGAAACCUCAUGAGACCAAUACAAUAUUGCGCAGAAACGAGUUGUACGACAUUAUAGAAGGUGGUGAUGGUGAUGGCGGCGAUGGCAGUGUUGGAAUUGGAAUUGGCGAUGGCGGUGGCGGAGGCGGUGGCGGUAGCGAUGGCGAUGGCGAUGGUUGUGGCGGUGGCAGUGGCGGUGGCGGUGGCGAUGGCGGUGGCGGUGGUGGUGGUGGUGGUGGUGGCAGUGCCAGCGGUGGUAACGGAGGUUCUGAUUCUGAAGAAAAUAUGAAACGGAAACUUGGUCGUAAAAACAAACAACAUAGAUCCAAUGUUGAGGAAGGCUAUCAGAAUGUGUUGAAAAGUUUUGAAAGUUCGCUGCAGAAUAUAAACUCAAUCGUUAGUAACUCUAAAUUGAAUACAUCAAAGUCGAAACUUUCAAAAAAAAAGUUGCGCAAAGAGGAAAAGAAAAGUGAGACGCAGGCGUCGAAUCAAUCAGGCCGACCGAAAAUGAUCCACACGCAAAAGACGCGAGUGCCGGUGGAGGUAGGUAGCGACGGCGUAAAAAAGGGACAGAAAACAAAAACAAUGGUGACACGAACGCCGAAAGUCAUGCCAAAUGAACACAAAGUAGGAAUUUUUCCGAGCGGUGAGCGGAAUCGACCACGUACUAAAAAUGUUAGUUACCAUAUUGAGGGCAAACAGCAACUCUCACCGGCGACAUUCUCAAAGAUGAAGGAGGAAGUAGAUUCAACGUCGACACAACAGCAGCAACAAUCGCAGCAGCAACUAUUGCUGGCUAACAUUAAGGUUGAAUUAGGCACACAAAAAAUAGCGCCUACAGGUGACAGUCACAGGAAUAAUAACGGUAAUAUGCUUGCUCUUGUCAAGAAUGAUUCGCAGACGAAGAAGAAAUCAACUGCCUUAAAGAAAUCUAAAAGACAGAAACAUAUAAUAAAACAAGAACGCUCGGAUACAUCCGAGUCAGGUAUAGAAGAACAGGAACAGCAACAACAUCAAGAGCAUCACUUACAAUUACGAAACAACAACAGUGUGAUGGAAAACAGAAGUGCUCAUGCACGAAUGAUGGAGCAUGCAAUGGAUGGCAGUAACUUAGAAGUGGCCUUUGAGGCGAGCGUCGUAACUGCAGAAGGCCAUGAGGAUGAGGACGACGAUGAGGAAGAGGAGAGCAUUUUGCCUGACACCGGGGAAGAAAUCGGCAAUGGAGAUGUUAAACUCAGUGUGAAGGUGGAAUCAGCACCACAACGGAUGCUGGCUGUUCAUAGUGUUAUCACACCGGUAGAUGAUGUUCCAGAGACGAUAAUACCGGACGCUGUGGAAUAUACAUGCGAAAUGUGUGCGGCAGUGUUUUCAAGCCGCGCAGAGUUAUUGGUCCAUGUACCGAUACACAUUUGAUUUGAUUUAAUUUGUCCAAGUUGAUCAGCAUAGAGGUUUGUUCUACUUUAAGAAUACUUAUUUAAUCAAAUCGGAUACCUUUAUCACAAUCGAUAAGGGUUGUUAUUUCCCAGGAAACAACAACAGUCGUUGGUUUUCAUUAAUCUAUCCUAUUUCUUCCGCGUUUCCAUCUUCCUUUCUACUUACUAUAUCGUUCUUUCAAGCGUAAUGAUUUUAUCUACCACCCAUUAUGCCGUCAGCUGCAUUUUCCGAAUUUUUGUGUUUCGCGUGGUAAUGGAAGGUUUAUACUAGAUGAAUAAUAAGAAACAAAACACUUAAUAUCUCUGUUAAGUUUGAAGAUAGAUAAAAAUAUCUAAGACGCACUGUUUAAAGAGGUAAAUUGUAUAAUAUAAAGAACGUUCCUUUUCUAAAUUUCAAGAUCGUUUUUUAUGGAAUUAUCGUUUUCUUUUUGUUUUAAAUCAACUUUACUUACCAGUUUGCAUAUAAAAGUAAUAAAAUUACCGAAAAAUAAAUAUUUUGCAAAAUAUUUCAUAUUUUAUUUUAUGAUACUUCUUGAUAUAAAAUAUGAAAUAUUUUAUGAAAUAUUUGUAUUUUAUCUUAAUACUAUUAUUUAUAU
Messenger RNA from Odontomachus brunneus, 4279 nucleotides. Its product is annotated as zinc finger protein 420-like. Lineage: Eukaryota; Metazoa; Arthropoda; Insecta; Hymenoptera; Formicidae. The transcript has 8 exons. The coding region runs from base 181 to 3663 and encodes 1160 amino acids. The record is from RefSeq and is a predicted model, not a curated record. Gene Ontology annotation, molecular function: RNA polymerase II transcription regulatory region sequence-specific DNA binding; DNA-binding transcription factor activity, RNA polymerase II-specific. Gene Ontology annotation, biological process: regulation of transcription by RNA polymerase II. Gene Ontology annotation, cellular component: nucleus.